Molecule: messenger RNA, 3337 nt
Organism: Belonocnema kinseyi
Lineage: Eukaryota; Metazoa; Arthropoda; Insecta; Hymenoptera; Cynipidae
Product: zinc finger protein 521-like
Exons: 6
Coding region: 118-3036 (972 amino acids)
Biological process (GO): regulation of transcription by RNA polymerase II; DNA recombination; DNA integration
Cellular component (GO): nucleus
Molecular function (GO): DNA-binding transcription factor activity, RNA polymerase II-specific; zinc ion binding; RNA polymerase II transcription regulatory region sequence-specific DNA binding
Source: RefSeq, a predicted model, not a curated record
UGUUGAUUGUUGUUUCUUGAGUGGCUUGAAUUUUGUUUCACCCUUCGGUUUACAAAUGCUUUAUCAACUUUCAUUGAUGAGCGAACACUAGAAAGUGGUUGUGAAAUAGUUUAAAACAUGUAUUCGAAAACUUGUGCAUCGCGAACGUGCUUUAAUACUUCACGCACGAGACCUGAUUUGACGUUUUUCUCAUUUCCAAAGUCAGAACAGUUUAUACGAGCUUGGGCAGAAGCAUGCAGUUCUCCAGAAUUGGAAAAUAAGUCGCCAGAUCAACUCACACAGCUCUACCUUUGCGCAGAGCAUUUUGAAGAUAAAUGUUUCACGGAUCCGAAAGAAAAAACAACGCUUAUCAAAUGGAAGGAUAUUUAUUCAAUACCGACGAUAUUCAAUCACAAUGCACCUGAUCCUGCUGAACACAAUAGUGGUCUUCAGGGGACCAAUCCAAUGCUAAAACUUCUUUUAAAAGGAUGUACUAAUAGCAGAUUGCAGAAAAUAUGUAGACUCUGCAGUUGUCUGAAGCCCACACAAUGUCUUGUUCCAAUUUAUGGCAGCUACUACCAACCAUUAAUGGUAAAACUGCAGCCUUUCGGGAUAUUUCUGUCACUAAAUGAUGGAUUACCCUCACAUAUUUGUCGGACUUGCGCUGCGAAAUUGUUGUUAUGCGUCGAAACGCUGGAACAAUUUCACGAGUCUGAAUUAAAAUUAAAAUUAGCAGGAUCGACAGACAUAAGCACAAUAACAUACGAUCAGCCUGGAAUAUUAGAUAAAAAUGUUAUAAAUAACGACAGAAAUGAAGCGAAUGAAAAUAAUAUUUCUAUAUCAGUUCCCACAAGUUCUCAGCAAGAAGAACCGGAAAAAGAACAUUUGGACAGUAUAAAUAACUUUGAAGUAGAAGACAUGGCAAUGAACGAUGGAAACAAUGAAAAUUUGGUGAAAGUAGAAGUGAUGGAUGAAGAAAGUAACACGCUAGACUCUAACGAAAUUGACAUUGACCUUCCAAUUGUGAAACAAGAAGUUGAAAUUGAGGAAGUUUCGCCUACGAAUGAUGAAAAUUUUGGAGAAAGUACAUUGCCUCAUCCGGUAUCGUUCAUCGAUUUCCAAGAGUUUGCUACAAUAAGCAACGAAAAAGAACAAACGACCACUGUCCUUGAACAUGAUCCACUCAGUGACGAGUUCCGAACCACGUGUAAGCAUUGUCGUCGAAUAUUUAUUAGCACAGCAUUUCUGAUGAAGCAUAUAGAGAAAGAACAUGUGACUGCUCAAACUUCUCCAGACAUAGUUAAAGAUCCAAAAGUCAAAGAAUAUAAAUGCAAAGUCUGCAACGCGAUGCUCAGCAGUGCCAUAGCAUAUCUUUCUCAUUUAAAAAUGCACGCCGCCAAAACUCCAGGCAUUGAAAUCACGAAUUUAAGAAGCCAAGUUUUUCCAUCUACUAGCGAGAACAGUUUCUCAAACGUAGCGGAACAUAAAGAUGUUGACGAAGCGGAAGAUUCGCCUAGAAAAUUUCGAAAAGUCAGUCUUCUGAGAAGGACUGCUAAAAAAGAUUUCAAAUGUGAUUUUUGUGAACUUACUUUCCCUAAAAAAGAUGAACUGUGUGCACAUUUUAAUAUCCAUAAACUUUUUCUUUGUGAUACGUGCGGUGAUAAAUUUUGGAGACAAGAAGAUUUUCAAGAACAUAUGGAAACGCAUAAACCUGUAAUAACCGACAGGUAUAUCAAUAAACCCUUUCGCAUCGAGAUAGAAAAUACACUACCAGUGCAAAAUAUACAAGUGAAAGAAAAGGAAACAACAGGAGAGAACAAUGUUGACAAAAGCACGAAUCUUGAGGUAGAGGAGGAAUCCGUAAUAUGCUUUGUAGAUGUCCCGAUCAAGGAAGAAAAAUUCAUUCCCAUCGUUGAUAUUGAAGAGGACCCGAACUCCAAAGAUCAAAUUCUGUCGAAAUCCGAAUAUAAAAGCAAGGACGAGACCGAAAAUGAAGAAGAUAGUAAAGACACCAAUGGUUUAGUCAACGUCUCUGAUGAAAGUUCAGAAGAAUCUGACCCACAGUUAAAAGUAGAAAUUGAAAAGGUCCUUGCGGACAGACAUAAAAUGUACGUGUGCGAGAAUUGCGCAGCAAUAUUUUCCACAAAAUUUGGAGUGACUAGUCACAUAUAUAAGGAGCACCCUAAUGAUACUAUAUCAAAGAACUCUUACAAAAAGCAUGAAGUUGAUAAUAAGUUUCUAUGCGCAAUUUGUAAUCUCAGUUUCGGAACGGUAGGGGAUUAUGAAUUGCAUCUAAAGAGACACAUGAACGCUAGUUUUAAUUUACCCAGAAAUGUUUGUAGCAUUUGUGGCUAUAAGUUCAGCAGUGAGAAGAUGUACAAGUUACAUAUGCGCAAUCAUAUGGAGAAAGGCUAUGAGGAAAAAAAACCUACGAAGCAUGGGAUUUUAGAUCUCAGCCAUCUCCAGUGCAGAUUCUGCGGGGAACAAUUCAGCACGAAUUUUAUGCUGAUGACUCAUUUAAAAUCCGCGCACAUGCUUUCGUGUAUACAAUGUAAUGAGAAGUUUGAGACAGACGAAAGUUUCAAAAAUCACAUGAGAAAGACACAUCAAGAAUCAAUGUUUAUUUGCAAUAUUUGUGGAGAUCAUUUUGCUUCUGAUGAAAGCAUUUACAAGCACAUAGUUAAGCAUGGAACUGGAAAGACUGAAAAUUUGCACGACAAGUUGGAGAAACCAUUGAGAUGCAAGAUAUGCCACGCCACGCUUAAGACGAUGUAUAUGAUGAAGUGUCAUAUGGAUAAGCACAGUGGAGUAAAAGAUGCCUUUGCUUGUGACAAGUGCGAAAUGAGGUUUGAUAUAUGUUCGAAACUUGAUGAACAUCGCCGAAAGCAUGAGCCGAAAGUCGAUUUCGACCGGCCGUAUGCUUGUACAGUUUGCGGCAAUAAAUAUAUUUUAGAGACAGCAUUGAAGAGGCAUUAUGUCAGAGAACACUUCACACAUAUCGCGAGUGUCACGAAUGGGAAAAGAAAAUUACUUGAGUCACAGAUAAUGGAAAUUUAGUAUGAAAUAAUGAAAAAAGAAAAAGAUUGCUGUACAUUCUUUCGAUGAUUUUAUUUCAAAAGUGAAAUGAUUAUUAUUAGUAAUAGCUGUGCACCUAAAUUUAGGUAACAUCAUUUUUCGCGGGUUUUCAAAUAUUUGAAAGCAUUUUGGGGGAAAAAGGGGGGAUAUGUUCUUGUUUUUCAGUGAAUAAACAAAUCGAAAACGCAUACUAUUGGUCCAAUACUGCCUUCUAUUUUUUGUAAAUAGAUCAUAUUAUUUAUGUGCUGUCCGUUAAAUUGUAUUCUAAGCUGAUUGUUAAUUG